CAAAUUGACUUAAUUUAAUCUGACAACGAAUUCCCAGAAGCAAUUUUUUCAAAGGGAACGCCAAAGUGAAAACGGAUUCAUACAAACACCCUCGUUUGAAUAAUAAACUACAACUUAAAAACCCUGAAUGAAAUAAAAGAAGACAACGAACUUAAUUUCAUGGCAAAAUCUCUGUGGGAUGAGGGGAAUAAUAUACACCUGGCUACAAAACAGAUGAGUUGUACCGACAAAAGAGCAACUAAAUUUGCAGGUGUAGAGAUUCGUCAACAAACACAAGUAAACAAUGUACUAAAAACAAAACAGGCAAAAAUUGCGAUACAAACAAUGGAACAACAACUAAGAAUGAAAGCAAAAAUGGGUGAAAGUUCAACGGAAGUAUGUCGCGCUGCUCAAACACCGAGAAUACCAACGCUGUUAGCUACGAACAGAGCAAUCGUUAGGAUAAGCAAACAGAAGGUACAAAAUACGAACCCCAACCACGAUGUCAAAUGUCUGGCAAACAGAGCAGCAUGCCAUGCUUGCCUCAGCAUCAACGCCACUUGCUGUGCUACUUUUCUCUACACAAUCUACAAUACCAUAUCCAGAAUACCAUGGAUUUUUCUGCUGCUCUCAGUACUGGCAUUCCACAUUUGUCAGAGCGGCGUAAUAGCUUACAAGCCGGCAGCGAGAACAAUGGAACUCCAGCGUGCAAUAAUCGACCCACACCAUCGAGCGUUACGAGCGACGCAAUACAGCCAACUGUUAUCCACCGAUGGACAAUGGGCGGGAAAUGAUAAUAACAAUAGUUUCCGGCCGAUUAUCCCCAAGGACAUUAGUCCAGAAAUUAUUGCACAGAAUGUCUUUACCCAUACGGGUCAGUAUCGUGUUUUCCAGCCGGCAACCAGCGAUCUACGCAUAGCCGUGGCAAUGGAGCAGAAUGCAAAAAAUGUUGUUGAUUUUGAAGCAAAUACGGGUAGCAUGGCUUCAAUGGAAGCUCAAACAAAUAAAACUAGAGGGAGUGGUGUGAACAACGAAAAUAAGCUCGGAACGAAAAACCCCACGACUGAACAAAAAACAAUGGCAGAGGCAAAGGUCACAAAGUUAAUGACGCAAAAAAAAGAUGGCAAGCAAAAAGAAGUGGCAGCUCCACCACUGAAAACACUCGGCAAUACAAAAUGGCAAAGCGAAUACGCAGAACAUUCUACACAAAUCAGGAUAUCCGAAAAGGCACUUGAUGCACAUGAAGGCAAAGCAUUGCCAUUUACGUCUGCAUUAGGCCAAUUAACUGCAGAACAAAGAAAACUUACAAAUAGCAGCAAAGUACAAACCCCGGUAGCAGCAACGUUUCCAGAUGCGGCCCAAAAUAUAGUCAAUGAUGAUAUUAAGGAAUUAGAGGCUUUGCUGGUCGAGUAUGCAGAGAGUUUCUUCAACAAAGCAGAGUACGAACCAUCCAGCGAAUUGGUUAAUGCGCUUCAAAAGAAUCUUACCACAGCCGACGGCUUUACGCUAAUAGCAGAGCAACACAAGAAGCGUCCAACCCGGCAUGCUAGCGCCAACCCGCAUCAUCAUCACCACCAUAAUCAUCUGCAUCAUCACCAAAAUCUCCUUUUCGAGGGAAUUAAGCGCAAAGCCGAUGGCGAUCAGAGCGUUAACACUCCGCGCGCUGUGGAAUCGGGACGACUACUUUUUUUUACAGGUUUGAAAAAGGCGCUCUGGCCCAUUUUCAUGGGCUUGCAAGUAUUAAAAUCGCUGCUGUUCGCAUUGUUCUUGCCCACAUUAAUUGGCUCUUUUGGUAAACUUCUUGGUAAAGGUAUUGUCUCUGGUUCGGCCCCACUUUUCAUACGCCCACCAGAUACGCCACAAGAACUUGAUUUCCGCGACAAUGCAAUCAAUUUCGAUGACGAUAAAUUUGCGAUGGUCGAUGAAAAUAACAAAGAGGAUGGCUACGCUUACAAUCAAGCAGCGGCCUCUCAAACACACUAUACCUACAAUGCCGCCGACAUAAAUCGCAUUGAACAGCAGAAUAAAAUGCCAGAUACGUAUUUGAGUGCAUUGCAAACCAUCGGCUCGGCGUCAUUUAAAAACUCUGGUUCGCUUUCGGGCAGCUUGUCUGGUGGUGGCCUAGGUGGUGGCGCCGGUCUUGGUGCACCGUUACGCACAAAACCAAUUGCGCCAGCCAACACCAACACCUUUCAAACAUUCCAAAAAGUACCAGCCUCCUCACUGUUGCUCUCCAACUAUGAUCCUUUCUACAGUCCGCUUUUGUCGCGUUUGGAUUCAGUAUUUGCGCAGUUGAAAUUAAAUUCGGACAAAGAGAAUUGUCGCGAGAAGUUGAUUUGCUUAAUGUAUGCGAAUCCAGCUAAAUAUGCGCCAUACAGUAAUUUGGUUUCGGCGCAGUUGUCGCGCGAAUUGAAUGAACUACGCAAACCAACAUCCGAUAAUCCAGAUAUUCUACGUUUUUUCAAGUACAUGCGUGCUGCUAAGGAUGGUCAGGAUGGUGUAGAUUGUGAGAAAUCGUUUGAUCAAUGUACAGAAUUUAAGGAUUUCGAGAAUCCUGCAAUGGUUUCAACAUAUCAUGAUAUUAACAAAUUGGUGCAGGCACGCAAGUUGGCGUAAAACGUUUAGAGUAGAAAGUAUACAAAAAACAUUUAUAUAUGUAGCAUACAAGCCUUAUGUAAAUUAAAGUGUUAAGUGAGUUAAAGUGGGUGAAAGACCUUUACUCGUUUUGAAGUCAACUGCUGAGCGCACAGGAUAAGCGACUCAUUUAUGUAUGUAGAUAUAUUUUUUUUUUUGUGUUUAGUCAAAAGUAAAUUAGAAACUUAUACUUAUAUGUAGCCAUUUACUUAUGCGAAAUGCAGUUUAUACUUAAGUUUUGUAAAUAAAUUUAAGUAAUGUAUGUAUGUAUGUUAAGUGAUACGCAGAUUUAGUUAGACAUUAUUAUUUAUUGUAACGAUACUU
Molecule: messenger RNA, 2937 nt
Organism: Rhagoletis pomonella (apple maggot)
Lineage: Eukaryota; Metazoa; Arthropoda; Insecta; Diptera; Tephritidae
Exons: 5
Coding region: 160-2595 (811 amino acids)
Source: RefSeq, a predicted model, not a curated record